Messenger RNA from Jaminaea rosea, 1678 nucleotides. RefSeq lists its product as hypothetical. Bases 12 to 1652 code for a protein of 546 amino acids. Gene Ontology annotation, biological process: phospholipid transport; mitochondrion organization. The record is from RefSeq and is a predicted model, not a curated record. Gene Ontology annotation, cellular component: ERMES complex. The transcript has a single exon. Lineage: Eukaryota; Fungi; Basidiomycota; Exobasidiomycetes; Microstromatales. Gene Ontology annotation, molecular function: lipid binding.
CUCGUCAUCGUAUGUCCCUCGACCUUGACUGGUCGCUCCUAGAUGCGCAACUAGCCGACUCGCUCCUCGCAAAGCUCAAUGCGUCCCUCAGCAAGGCCCCCCGUCCAGACUUCAUCGGGCCCAUCUCUCUGACGUCCCUCGACUUCGGGCAGGACCCGCCGGAUGUGACGCUCACCCAUCUGGGAGAUGUGUGGAGAGAGCUCAGCGAUGAGGCUACGGCGGCCGCCUCGCAGCAGCAGGCAGCUACCGAGACUACUGCGGUGAGGCAUGUGGCUGCGCAGGCCUUUGAGGAUGAGGCGGAGGAUGACGAGGGAGACGUCAUUGCGCCAGGGGAGCAGGGAUACAGAGGCCAAGGGCCGCAGCCGAUGCGCAAGAGAUUGCAGCCUGGAGAUCAUCUCGCUAGGCUAGCAGAGCAUUCCUUACCAUUCACAGGGCCAGGUGUUGUCGGUCCCCGCCUGCAGACGUUCCGUCAGUACACGCCGAGCGAUAUCCAACAAGUCCAUGGCGGUGCGGCUGGAUCUAUGGCGAGUUUCCCAGCAUCGAUACCGCAAUGGGCCAAUGGUGGUCCAGGAUCAGCAUCAGGCAGCGGUCUGACUACACCUGCUUGGGGAGCGGGAUUAGGUACCCGUCCAUGGCCACAGCGAUCGCAAACGGGGAGCGGAGGUGUCGUCCCACCGAGUCCGUACUACAGUGGCAUGCACACUCCCAAUACGUCCGGGUACUUCGGUCAUUGGCCCGGCGCAUUACCACCAAAUCAUCAGCAACAGCAGCCAUAUCGACGUCCAACUUACUGGCGAGCAUCUCAGAGCGGCCUGUCGGCAAGCAGGUCACCACCUGCCUGGGGUCCUUCGACUGGAGAUCCUUCACCUGCCGAUACGCCGGGAGGAUCUAAAGGGCCGCAAGACCCUUCGUCGUCGUCGUCAACAUCCCAACUACCCUCUAUGCAAAUGCAAUUCUCCGUCGUCUGGUCGACCAACACGCUCAAGCUAGGCAUCAAUACUUCCCUCGUCAUCAACCACCCAACACCCGCGUUCAUGCAACUGCCACUCAGCGUGUCGGUCAUUGGUUUGGGCGUGCAGGCGGGCGUGGUAGUGGCAUUUGAGGAGGGAGACGAGGAUAGAGGAACAAUGAGAAGGGUCCAUGUCUCCCUGGUAGAGGACGAGAGCGGCAUUGGAACGGACGAGGGGAGUGAUGAUGUGGACGAUGAUGAGCUGGAGGGCGGAUCGAGGCGUCGUGAGGGGACCAGUGAUACCAUCAUCGCAUCGGGUCAGGCGACGACAACAGCAGCGGCAGCUACAUCAGCACGAGGGCUUCGCACGCCGCCGCAAUACGGGUCACGGCGCACCAGUCACACCCAGCCUCCUCCGCCUAUCCACCCACAUCAACAGCGACCCCCAACAGUAGGUGAGCGUCUCCUCCCUCACGUCACGCUCGAGUCUUCGGUUGGACAAGUGGAUAAGCAUGGGCUGCGCAAUGUGGGAAAGGUGGAGAAGUUUAUCGUCGAGGUGCUCAGGAAGGCAGUGGAGGACGAGCUCGUCUGGCCCAACUUCUAUACCAUUGCGCUGCCUGCGAGUGCGCCGGCGGGGCCUAAGCGGGAGGAGAGGACGAGAAGACGGCCAUCGUCGCCAUCGUUGUCAAAUGGGUCGCUCUAAUAUCAUUACGCAUAAAGUCGUGGUCA